Phaethon lepturus (White-tailed tropicbird) is the source of this 1333-nucleotide messenger RNA. It is a transcript of the gene EPB41L4B, whose product is annotated as erythrocyte membrane protein band 4.1 like 4B. The annotation marks the transcript as partial. NCBI's taxonomy places the organism in Eukaryota, Metazoa, Chordata, Aves, Phaethontiformes, Phaethontidae. The record is from RefSeq and is a predicted model, not a curated record. The transcript is spliced from 14 exons. Gene Ontology annotation, molecular function: cytoskeletal protein binding. Gene Ontology annotation, cellular component: cytoskeleton.
CACUGGCUGGACCAUUCAAAAUUCAUUAAGAAGCAAAUAAAAAUUGGACCUCCGUACACGUUGCAUUUUCGAAUUAAAUACUAUUCAUCGGAACCAAACAACCUUCAUGAGGAGUUUACAAGGUACCUGUUUGUAUUACAGCUCCGGCAAGACAUUCUUUCAGGGAAACUGAAAUGCCCGUAUGAAACUGCUGUUGAACUAGCGGCUCUGUGUCUUCAAGCUGAGCUGGGAGAGUGUGAGCACCCAGAGCACUCGCCAGAACUUGUGUCUGAAUUCAGGUUUGCACCAAACCAGACUGAAGCAAUGGAAUUUGACAUUUUUCAGAAAUGGAAAGAGUGCAGGGGAAAGAGCCCAGCGCAGGCCGAAUUAUGCUACUUGAACAAAGCUAAAUGGCUAGAAAUGUAUGGUGUAGAUAUGCAUGUCGUUAAGGGAAGAGAUGGUUGUGAAUAUGCUCUUGGACUGACACCGACAGGCAUAUUGAUCUUUGAAGGAGCCAACAAAAUAGGCUUAUUCUUUUGGCCUAAAAUCACAAAAAUGGACUUUAAAAAGAGCAAACUAACACUUGUGGUUGUAGAAGAUGAUGAACAGGGCAGAGAGCAAGAGCACACAUUUGUUUUCCGGUUAGACAGUGCCAAAACGUGCAAACAUUUGUGGAAGUGUGCAGUGGAGCACCAUGCUUUCUUCAGAUUGCGAGCCCCAGCAAAUAGUAAAUCUAGUAGAUCUGACUUCAUAAGGCUGGGAUCACGCUUCAGAUUCAGUGGGCGGACAGAGUAUCAAGCGACACAUGGGACAAGAUUACGCAGAACUAGUACAUUUGAAAGAAGGCCCAGCAAGCGAUACCCUUCUCGAAGGCAUUCAACUUUUAAGGCAAACAAUCCUGUGAAAGCAGCACAACUGUGUGCUAAAAAUACUCCUGAAGUCCAUAACUACCAGCCACAGUAUCAUCCUAAUAUACAUCCUGCUCAGCCACACUGGCAUCCACAUACCCCUGUGAAUGUAAGGCCACCCUAUCAUGAUGACAGGCCAUAUUGGAAACCCCCCACAAGUGGAGAGGACAGCAAUUUACGAUAUAUCCAGGAACAGAACCAGAAGAAUUUAGGAGGAGUCCAAAGUAUGGUGUACCAAGAUAAACUCAUGACGACUCUCUGAAAAACAGUCACCUUCAUUUCACCUGCCAUCUUAGACGAUCAUUGCAUUCCAUGAUCCUUGUCUGUCUGCAGUAUGUUCAAAGUGUAUUGUGCAUAAAGUGUGUGUGUCUUUGUAUGUACAUCCAUCCUUGUCUAGUGUUCAUGGACAUUCUUGGGAAAAGUAUUUUCCAUAUCUUUGUAAAAAA